This is a messenger RNA of Diabrotica virgifera virgifera (western corn rootworm), 4499 nucleotides long. RefSeq lists its product as uncharacterized. NCBI's taxonomy places the organism in Eukaryota, Metazoa, Arthropoda, Insecta, Coleoptera, Chrysomelidae. The coding region runs from base 199 to 1086 and encodes 295 amino acids. The record is from RefSeq and is a predicted model, not a curated record. The transcript has 3 exons.
UCCUAUACACUCGCUAUACAGUGCCGAGUGAGGCGAGGCACGAACACGAACGCGUUUGUUGUGCUUUUUGCAAGAAUAUUCCUGUCGAGGCUUGUUUUCCUUCUCAACCUAUAAAUUGACGUUGCCCAACAAUUUCACGCAUUUCGCUAGUUAGGUUAGUUAAAUGAAGUGAAAACAUAUAAAUAAAAAUAAAGUAAAAUGAGUGGAAGAAAAGAGGACCCAAUAUGGCAGUUCUAUAUUAAGACAACAAAUCCAAAUAAAUUGGGGUGUAGCGCUAUUUGUAGAAAGUGCAGGAAAGAUAUUCAAGGGUUAGUCCAAAGACUUAAAGCACACCACGAUGUUUGUAAUUAUCAAGAGAGGAAUACAGAGAGUCGAAUGUCGCUUGACAGUUUUGCUAGCACAUCAUCUGCCUCAAGUUGUAGUUCACUCGUGACGGAUAGUUCAUAUGUUAGAAAAACUCCACCGAAAGUACCAAUAAGUCCAACAACUUUUGAGCCAGUCCAAAAAAAGAAAGCAAUCGAAACUCAGCCUACCAUGAGUAGUUUUGUAAUGCGGACUUCAACUGCCGAAAAACAUAAAAUUGACAAACAAAUAGCAAAGGCUAUUUUUGCUACUAAUUCGAGCUUCAGAUGUAUUGAGAAUUUAGAGGUGAAAAAAGCCAUUCAGUUAUUAAGGCCUGGUUAUACACCGCCCUCGAGAAAAACGGUAGCAACAAGUCUUUUGGACGAAAUCUAUGAAGAGGAAAAAGAAAAAUGUUUCUCCUCCCUGUCAGGACAGUCCGUAAAUAUGUCAAUUGAUGGGUGGUCAAACGUGCACAACGAACCAGUGAUAUGUGCAACAAUAACCACUGAAGAUGAACAAGCCCUCCUAUACGAAACUUUAGACACAUCAGGAAAUCCACAUACUUCAGAAUAUUUAACUCAAAUAGUUUGUGACUUGAUUUCUUCAUGUGAAUUAAAAUACAAGUGUACCGUAAAAUCUUUUGUGACAGACAAUGCCGCAAAUAUGACACUUAUGAGAAAAACAUUAGAAGAAAAAAACGAACGCAAAAGUUAUAACUUAUGGCUGCUCUGCACAUUUUUUUAAUUUACUGUGCAAGGACUUUCAAGUUAAAGACGUUAAAGAACAUGUGGUCCAAAUUGUUAAGUAUUUUCGAAAUAACCAUUUGGCUAGAGCUAAAUUCAGUCAAGCAGGAGGCAGCGCUUUAGUCCUUCCAAGCGAUGUGCGAUGGAAUAGCCUUGGCGACUGCUUAGAGAUGUAUGUCACUCAGUGGGACAUCAUAUUAAAAAUCUGCGAAGAAAAUAAAAAGGAGAUUGAUUCCACUAUUUCCCGAAAAGUUUCAAAUAUUGCGAUUAAACAUGCAGCGCAAGAUUAUUUAAACAUUUUAAAACCUAUAUCAGUUGCUCUUGAUACUGUGCAGAGGAAAAAUGCUACUAUCGCAGAUGCUGUAGAGCAGUAGAAACAUGUACAAUCUGUAUCUUUGAUGAAUUAGGAAUAGGAAUUUCCUAACAUGUAUCUUUGAUGAAUUUGUGGAAUUACCAUUACAAAAAACACAACAAUUUAAUAAUCGAUAUAAGCAAGCACUAACGCCAUAUCAUUUUAUAGCGUAUAUGUUGAAUCCACAAAAAACAAAAUACCAGUUAACACCAGAAGAAAAGAAUAUAGCUUUAGAAACAAUUAACGAGUUAUAUGAAAACACUGGACUGUUACCUUUAGUAAUAAAGUUAAAUGCCCGCAGUGCUCCAUUUAAGCAAGUUAUGUUUUCGGACGAAGUAAUAAAAAAUGUAAACGGACUACAAUGGUGGUUAUCACAAAAAGAUGAGCCGGAAAUCUUGAAACAGUUGCCAAUAAUAAAACAGUUCCUGUGUGCAACUGCUUCUUCAGCUUCAGUAGAACGCGUAUUUAGCUCUUUUGGUCUUGUACACUCGGAUAUUAGAAACAGAUUAGGCAUAGAAAAAGGAGGAAAACUCGUGUUUUUGUUUAAAUUGUAUAACGAAAAUGAAUAGACUGAAAAUAUACAGUAAUAAAAUUUAGGUGUUACGUUUAGUUUAAGAAUUUGGAAUUAUGUACUUCUUUUUUGUUGUUUUUGCUAAAAGCAGAUACUUCUUUUGAUCUUUGAGAAAACUUUUAUAUUAUGUUGUUAUCUGGUUCUGAAUAAAAAAGAAAAAAAAUUAUUUAAAUCAUGAUUUUAAUUUUAAAAAUCAAGCGAUUUAAAUCAUGAUUUUAAUCGUGAUUUUAAUCACUUGAUUUUAAUCAGCCCAACCCUGAAUAGUACAAAAGGAAAAGAUAAAAAAGAAUACCAAAAACACAAAAACAUAGUGAAAGAACUUGUAAUUUCUUGUGUGUUUUAUUUAUAUUUUAUGCCGAGAGAGAAACGUGAAAGUGUGACUUUUCUUAUUAAUUUAUUUGACAACUUCUAAAAACAAUAUACUAAUCGUAAAACUAAACUAGAUAUAUGGUUACCCACAACAACGGAUUAUAUGUAGUGUAUAUACUAGAUUCUAGUGUCCCAACAUUCUCCGGACCCAGUAAUCAGGUGGCAGUGAAUCUAUGUGGAGUCUUCAAUGUUCUUCCAUACCUUGACUUUUUAACCUUUUCUGACUUAUCUUGUUCUGUUGAUUCUUCUUUGUCUUCUCUUAAAUUUUCUUGAAUAUCAUUGAUAGGUAGUUUAACUCUAUAUAGUCGUAGACAUGGACGAACCAAUACACCAUUUUUUGUCUUUACUUUUGCGACCCUUUGGAUGCCAUCUUGCCCAGAAUAUAAUUCAAUGAUUUUGCCCAUUGGCCAGUUUAUUCUUUUGGCGUUGUCGGAACCAACCAUUACUACAUCACCAACCUUCACAAAAUCUUCUCUUCUUUGACCAUAAUUUACUAGUUCCGCAAGGUAUUCUUUCCUAACGCCCGGUUCCACCAACAUGAUCUAAGUAAAAUCUUACGUAAGUUUUGCUUAGUCAAAAAAUUUUCUUAGUUGCAAUUUGCGUUCCACCAUACAAGUUUUUACUUAACUUAGCCAAGAAAAAACUUAAAUAUUAUCAGAGAUACCAACUUUGCAAAAUUGUCGAAAAUUCUUAACCUUUUGACUUGUUUUUAAUGAAAAAACACCAAAAAAGAAGAACAUUAAUGUCAUUAGACAUUAGAAAAUGUCAUUUCAAUAUUUAUUGUAAUUUGUUAUUAUAUGGUUCUUGUCAUGUUCUUGUGUAUUUUGCGAAAUUAUUUGCUCAUUUAUAAUGAAUCUAGUUUAGAAUUAUUAAUUAGUUUAGCAUUAAUUUAGGUGCUAGUUUAAAAAUUGAGAGAGAGUUUUAAAAAUUACGGUAUGUAAUAGUUUUGAUUUGUCAGAGUAUGGAAAUAGUUUAUAAGAAUAUGGAAAAAUUAAAAAAAUAGUAACUUUUCUCAUCAAGAAAACGAGGAAUUGAUUUCCUUGGUGUCCACAUUCAAGGACAUCAUUGAAAAUAAAAAACCAAUGGUGUGUAUAUCAAAGACAAAGAGACUACACUACAAUAUACUAUAUGGGCCAUUCCACGAACAUACGCCUGUUUUGGAUUACUUCGACAACGAAUAUUUUACUGUGCAACAUAAGAAGUACGAAAGUAAAUGGCACUAAUAAUUAUUCCAAUAAACAACAAUGUAAUUUGCAAUUUACUUUCGUUCUUCUUAUUUUGAACAGUAAAAUAUUCGUUGUCGAAGUAAUCCAAAAGAGGCGUAUGUUCGUGGAAUAGGGUUUAUACUAGAAACUAUUACUUGUAUCAAAAUGCGAGUUAUCCUAACGUAAUAUCAACAAAAAAAAUUUAACCUCACUUAUUUGUCAAUACAUAUAUGACAGAUGAUGAAUUUCAAUGCAUGCUUAAGUUAAAAUUUUUACUUAAGUCGUCAUAAUAGGUGACUUAAGCUUAAGCAAAAAUAUUUGUUCUUAAGUAAAUAUUUUUCGUUGGUGGAACGAGACUCAACGGGUCUUAAGUAAAAAUUAUUUCUUAAGAUCAAAUUUUCACUUAAGUCACGUUGGUGGAACUGGGCGUUAAUCUGUCGCGUAACAUUUGCCUUAAAUUUUGAAUAUGACGAAACCUACCUUUAAAAAAUUCUGAAUCCACGAUGUCUAAAUCAACAACCUCAUCGGAAUUACCCUGUAAUGGCUUUAAAAAACUUGAUGGGGUUAAAACGUCAAACUCAUCGACUUCAGAAACAUAGGAACAACCACCGGAUAUUUAAAAGGUAUAAAAAGAAGAAACUGCUGGAAUUUCAAAACAAAUGUGUUUGACUAGUAAAGAUUUGGAUAAAUAACAGGAGUUACUUUGGGCUAUAGCUAAGUGCAGAUUUAUUUCCUUGUGGCUUCCUAUGUUAAUUCUUAUUAAUUAUACACUUAAAUAUGUUUUUAGUCUCAGGAAGAUUUUAUAUUUGAUUAUUUUUGAAUAAACAUUAUUAUUAUUAUUACCUUAAUUUCCAUUAAAUAAAUUAACUGUAAUCAAUAAAGUAAUCGUUUAAUUGUUAAUAAAUUAUCAAGUAUGA